Messenger RNA from Globicephala melas (long-finned pilot whale), 2974 nucleotides. It is a transcript of the gene CPNE8, whose product is annotated as copine 8. The record is from RefSeq and is a predicted model, not a curated record. Gene Ontology annotation, molecular function: calcium-dependent phospholipid binding. NCBI's taxonomy places the organism in Eukaryota, Metazoa, Chordata, Mammalia, Artiodactyla, Delphinidae. Gene Ontology annotation, biological process: cellular response to calcium ion. Gene Ontology annotation, cellular component: plasma membrane.
UUUGACUUGUAUGAUGUUGAUUCGAAGAGUCCCAACUUGUCAAAACAUAGGAAUUCCAGGGAAGAAAUGUGGUACAAUCAUCCUCACAGCAGAGGAAUUAAACUGUUGCAGAGAUGCUGUUCUGAUGCAAUUUUGUGCGAACAAAUUGGACAAGAAGGACUUCUUUGGAAAAUCAGAUCCUUUUCUUGUAUUUUAUCGAAGUAAUGAAGAUGGCAGUUUUACAAUUUGUCAUAAAACAGAAGUUGUCAAAAACACUCUGAAUCCUAUUUGGCAAGCAUUCAAGAUCUCAGUCAGAGCUUUAUGUAAUGGCGAUUAUGACAGAACAGUCAAAGUAGAGGUGUAUGACUGGGAUCGAGAUGGAAGUCAUGAUUUCAUUGGAGAAUUUACAACAAGCUAUAGGGAACUUUCUAGAGGGCAAUCACAGUUCAAUAUAUAUGAGGUGAUAAAUCCCAAAAAGAAAGGAAAAAAGAAGAAAUAUACUAAUUCAGGAACAGUCACGUUACUUUCUUUCGUGGUAGAAACAGAAGUUUCAUUCCUUGACUAUAUUAAGGGAGGAACACAAAUCAAUUUCACAGUGGCUAUUGAUUUUACUGCAUCAAAUGGCAACCCUACCCAGCCCACUUCUCUCCACUACAUGAAUCCUUAUCAACUGAAUGCCUAUGGUAUGGCACUGAAAGCAGUGGGAGAAAUCGUUCAAGAUUAUGACAGUGAUAAAAUGUUCCCAGCUUUAGGUUUUGGUGCAAAACUGCCUCCAGAUGGAAGGAUAUCUCAUGAGUUUGCUUUGAAUGGGAACCCUCAAAACCCCUACUGUGAUGGCAUUGAGGGUGUCAUGGAGGCUUAUUAUAGGAGUCUGAAAUCUGUACAACUGUAUGGGCCAACCAACUUUGCUCCUGUAAUUAAUCAUGUAGCAAGAUAUGCUUCUUCUGUAAAGGAUGGCUCCCAGUAUUUUGUGCUACUGAUUGUGACAGACGGCGUUAUCUCAGAUAUGGCUCAAACUAAGGAGUCCAUAGUUAAUGCUUCAAAACUUCCAAUGUCAAUAAUUAUAGUAGGUGUUGGGCCAGCAGAAUUUGAUGCAAUGGUUGAAUUGGAUGGAGAUGAUGUAAGAGUUUCCUCCAGAGGAAAAUAUGCUGAAAGGGACAUUGUGCAGUUUGUGCCAUUCAGAGAUUAUAUUGACAGAAGCGGAAACCACAUACUCAGCAUGGCUAGAUUAGCUAAAGAUGUCCUAGCGGAGAUCCCAGAGCAGUUUCUCUCCUACAUGAGGACCAGAGGAAUCAAGCCAUCACCUGCACCUCCCCCGUACACCCCACCUACACAUGUGUUACAUACUCAAAUAUGACUGUGCUCCAAAAUGCUAAUGUAACUACACUUCAGUUAGAACUGCUGAGUCCAUGCUUUUCUUCUGGUGCUCUAUAAGGAACCAGGGAAUGAGAUACAUUUCUCAGUUUGGUUUCAGCAGUAUUGGUUUGUAUGCUUUCUUGGAUCCAAAAUUUAUUAUCUUCCUAAACCAAAACUGUAAAUACGGUUGUUGCAUGAGCAACAGAAAAAUUGUUUAAAUGCUUGAAGCAAAAUAUGGAUGUAUUCUCUGAAUCUUUAAAUGUUUUCUAGACAGAAACAGCUAAUUUCCAAUGUACUGUUGGGAAAAAGCACAACCUGUGUUUUUAACUCAAAUAUUGUCCUUGACUGCUAUGUAUAUAGGAAAGCAGUCUCUCUAUAUCAAUGUUUACAUGUUACUACUUUUUAGAUUCCAAUACUUUUAUAACUGUUCUUAAGAAUACAAGUUUUGAAUAUUGAAUCCUUUGUCUUCUAAAUUGCAAUAGCUAUAAUCACAAGAGCAAUAUCUCUUUGAAUGACUGUCUGGAGAAAUGCAAUUGCAAGCAAGGGAAGGUAAAGAUACUUUUAUAUUUCUCAGUAAGUGAAUUGUCUUAUGAAGCUGUAUCUGCUUAGUAAUCAGUUCCUCUGUGCCAUUUGCCAAGUAUGGGAGUUUACACUUAGCAGAUGUGUAUUCUGAAAGAACAUGCAUUUUUCAUGAAGUUUGGGUUCUAAAUUUAGACUGCAAUUUGUUUAUGUUUUGUAAUGCUAAGUAGAAAUAAUAAAAAGUCAAACAUCGUGAACUGUAAAUGCACAGAAAAUACUUGGUGUAAAAAGUAGCAUCUUUAUAUUACAAUACUAUGUAGAAAGACUAAAAUCCAGAAUAUUUGACUGUGAACCAUGUAGCAGAUGUUUUAAACUUUCUAUUUCAUUGUACCUUGUCUAGAUAUUUUAAGUCAAAGGGAUACUGGCUCUCUUGAUUUGCAUUCCUUUCCAAGUUGCCACGCAGGGUGCACAGGCUGGAAGUUUUUUGCGAAAUUCCCAGUUAAAUAUACACAACCAUGUGACGUAGUGCACAACACAUUUGUGAAAUAACCCACUCCUAUACACUGACUGAUCUGCCUAUCCACAAUUAAUUGUAGAGUUUUUGCAUGUACAGUUUUUAUGAGAAUUGCAGUUUUGUGACAAGAAUGACAGUUGUGUCUAAAUUAAAACAUAUCUUUAGAACAAAUGGCCUUAAAUUCUCACAGAAUUCCUGGAAAUGAUUGUGAAUUACCUUUAAGUAAUAGAAAAGUGAAUUUAUUUUUUUUCUUUUGUGUCAACAAUGUAACUGCUUUAUAAUAUUUUCCUUACUUAUACCCUAUUUACUACUGGUUUAUUUCUACUGUAUGUUGUUCUCUUUGUCCCACGUUGACUAAGGGUGACUUUUAUAAGCAUGAAACUAUUUUAUGGAAAACAAAAAUAUAUACAUUCACAUAUCUAACAGAAUCGAUGUUAUAUAAUUAUGUACUCCUAAAUUGUCCAUUUUGGAGUAUACAUUAAAAUCUUUUAAAGAUUAACUAUUUGCUCUGUAAACUUUAUGUAUAAAUGACAUGGAAUCUGAUGAUUUCCUUUACUGGUCUCAAAUAUUUAUGUCAGUAUAGUUUAUUAGCCUACAAUUGUAUUA